CGAGAAUUGCGCACUACUAGUUUGUCCCAGUACAGGAUCCGUACACGGCUUUUCCCUUCACGCUGUCAUUCUUUUCAGUCGUGUAUGUUUUUGCAUAACUUUAAGCUUUCUAUGCAAUAUGGCUUUUCAGUGUCAGAGGGACUGCUACAUGCAAGAGUUUAUCACUACAGUGGCAUCAUGUUCUCCCGCUGAACUAAAACGUGAGAACGGCGGGAAGAAGGAGAAAGUGAAAGGCUUCAACGUCAUCCUCAAAGACACGAUUCUCUUUCCUGAGGGUGGAGGCCAGCCAGAUGACCGCGGGACGAUCGGGCCCGUGCCUGUCCUGCGGGUGACCAGGCAAGGUUCAGAGGCGGUGCACUUUGUGGAGUCGGCGCUGGAGGUGGGAUCGGAAGCACGGCUGGAAGUGGACUGGGAGCGCAGAUUUGACCACAUGCAGCAGCACUCUGGGCAACACUUAGUUACUGCCUUGGCAGACAGUAUGUUUGGAUACAAGACCACCUCCUGGGAUUUGGGCCGCCAGCGCAGCGUCAUCGAGCUGGACACGGCUGCGGUGAAGCCCGGCGAGAUGGAGGCCCUGGAGGACGCGGUGAACCAGAAGAUCCGCGAACACGUCCCUGUCACCGUGCAGCUGCUCUCCCUGGACGAUCCCGCCGUGGAAAAGGUGAGGAGCCGCGGCCUGCCGGACGACCAUGCAGGACCCGUCCGGAUCAUCGACAUCGAGGGCGUCGACGCCAACAUGUGCUGCGGGACCCAUGUGUCCAACCUCAGCCACCUACAGGUUAUAAAGAUCCUUGGGACUGAAAAAGGAAAGAAAAACAAAACCAACGUGAUUUUCCUUGCGGGAAACCGGGUUCUGAAGUAUGCGGAGAAAAGCUACAGCACGGAGCGAUCGCUGACAUCCUUACUCAAGACUGGAGCAGAUGAUCACGUGGAAGCCGUAGACAAGCUGCAGAAGUCUGUCAAGGUGCUGCAGAAGAACAAUCUCAACCUUUUACGAGACAUGGCUGUGCUAAUUGCAGAGAAUUUCAAGAACAACCCCAAUCGAGGCGACUUGUUCUGUUUACACAGGAAGGACGGUGACAAUGAGUUCAUGAACAUUAUAGCCAAUGAGAUAGGCACUGAGGACACAGUGCUAUUCCUGACUGUUGGAGAUGAGAAGGGGGCGGGGCUGUUCCUGCUGGCAGGGCCAGUGGGUAUUGUGGAUGAGCUGGGACCCAGGGUGGCGGAGCUGUUGGAGGGGAAAGGGGCCGGGAAAAGGGGGCGUUUCCAGGGGAAGGCCAACCGCAUGGCCCGGCGCGGCGAGGUGGAGGCCCUGCUGCGGGAGCACAGCCGCCAUCGCGGCUCAGGGGAGGAGUAGGCCGGCCGGGCGCGGCCCUGUCCGCCCGGCCACCGCACCCCCGGACCGCUGUCUGUCUGUCACUCGAACGCACAGGUGCGCUCGCUCGCACGCGCAAACGGGAAGAGGCGUGCAGGUGUGCAAAUCCGCACAAGCAAACAGCCGAACGCAAAAGGGAUCAGGGAUCUCGCACUCGAAUCCUGGAGGGCCGCAGUCUGCUGGUUUUAAGCCUGCUUCAGUUUUUGGUCUUUGAUUGGCUUGAGAUUACACAUGCCUUGUUUCCAAGGCCUAAAUUGGUUUCUGAUUGAAAGGGAAACGCAAAAACCCACAGACGCUCCUGCCCUCCAGCACAAGCGUCUGAGACCCCUGGCCUUGUUUUCUGAAAAACGAAAGUCAAUAUGUUUACGAUCCUUUAAAUCUAUUUUAAAAAAGGAAUCCUAUGUGCUUAUACUGUAUGUGUUUUUUGCUUACAUUGUAUAAGAUAUCAUUCACAUCUGCAUUACUGUGCUUCAUGGGUCCUCAGACCUGGUACUGGGGCCCCCCAGUGUGUGGUGGGCCUCAGACCUGGUACUGGGGCCCACUAGCCUCACACCAGCUAAUGGGUCCCCUCAGUGUUUGGUGGUUUUCAUCUGAGCCCCAACACAUGAACUGUAACAAGCUGUUAUCAAUUAGAUACUAUAAAUGUCUCUUUAUGGUUGAUUGCCCCUUUGACGACCACAUUACGUCAGCUAUGCAUGAAUAAAUGUCCUAUAAUCAGGUCAAUCGGA
This is a messenger RNA of Anguilla anguilla (European eel), 2103 nucleotides long. RefSeq names its product alanyl-tRNA editing protein Aarsd1-like. Bases 119 to 1357 code for a protein of 412 amino acids. The transcript has 12 exons. Gene Ontology annotation, molecular function: Ser-tRNA(Ala) deacylase activity; nucleic acid binding; alanine-tRNA ligase activity. Lineage: Eukaryota; Metazoa; Chordata; Actinopteri; Anguilliformes; Anguillidae. The record is from RefSeq and is a predicted model, not a curated record. Gene Ontology annotation, biological process: regulation of translational fidelity; alanyl-tRNA aminoacylation.